GUUUCACUCCAGAGCCUCAUAACUGUCACUCAGAAGGGAGAGGCUUCUGGGUGGAGCGUAAGGGACACACCACCCUCAUAUUCUCAGCAAGGCACAGACCUCUGCAUCUCUGCGUCUCCAAACAGCUGCGCACACAUUGUGGUUUUUAAGAAGCAGAACAAGGGAUCCCGAUUUCAGCAAAGGGCACAGCACUGUUAUCACAAGCCAAGUCUCAGACAUAUCAUAUUCCUCAUUUGAAGCACCAUAACCAUCUCCAGUACCCGAGUACCUGCUUCUAUCUCUUACCAUGCAUGACCAGGUGGCUUUUCUGGCAUUCGUUACACUGGCCGCAGUCUUGGAACAAGCGUAUUUCUCCAUGCAAGUUAUCUGGGCACGCAGAAAAUAUAAAGUCUCACCUCCUAGCACUUCUGGACAUCCAUGUUUUGAACGAGUUUUUCGAGCACAAUUGAAUUGUUCCGAAUAUUUUUCUCUGUUUAUCUCAGUUCUCUGGGUGUCUGGAUUAUUUUUUCACCAGGGAACGUCUUCAGUAUUUGGUUUGUUGUACCUGUAUACACGAUAUGCCUAUUUUCAUGGCUAUGCUGAAUCUGCUCAAGGAAGGCUAAAACCGAUGUACGCCAGCGCCACGAUUCUUUGGAUUCUUAUUGGCCUAUCGACUGCAGGCCUGUUGGACUACUUACUCUCUGCUUAUUUCAGAGUUGAAAUUUUGAAGAGUUUAGGACGAUGGUUUUUAUGAAUAAUAACCCUUUUUUUUUUUGAACACCCGAAAAAGCCUAACUCUGCAUUUUUACACUCAGAAUAUAAACUCUCUGGAUAAUUUUGCAUUGUGGUAAUCAAACAUUUAGGCAUCAGAAUUCCGAAUUGGUUUCGGUUGUUUAAACAAACAGUUUUGAUUUAAACUACAUUUGUAUUAUUUGUUCUUGGGCUUUCUGUCUCUUUCAACAAGGGCAAAAAUUGGUUGAAUUUGCUGAAUUUAAAAACUAUACUAAGAAAAUGUGGCUUUCAUCUAAAAUGGGUUUUAAAAAAGGUUGACACACACCUCCACCCCACUCACCCACAACCCCCCCCCCACACACCCCAGCCAGUUAGAUGUGCUCAAAUCUAAUUGGAUAUAUAUAUAAAUGUGCAGAAAUAUUUAAAAUUAUAAAUGUACCUUUUUGUUCAUAACCACAUCCUGUACGCAAAAUAUAUUUGUUUUUAUGGGUUGGAAUGUAUUUUAUGUGUUAAGUGAAAAUUAAAAUUGAAAUCGCUUUCA
This is a messenger RNA of Xenopus laevis (African clawed frog), 1252 nucleotides long. RefSeq names its product leukotriene C4 synthase, gene 1 S homeolog (gene ltc4s.S). Bases 287 to 733 code for a protein of 148 amino acids. Lineage: Eukaryota; Metazoa; Chordata; Amphibia; Anura; Pipidae. The record is from RefSeq and is a predicted model, not a curated record. The transcript is spliced from 7 exons.